Molecule: messenger RNA, 1095 nt
Organism: Uranotaenia lowii
Lineage: Eukaryota; Metazoa; Arthropoda; Insecta; Diptera; Culicidae
Product: brachyurin-like
Exons: 2
Coding region: 56-985 (309 amino acids)
Biological process (GO): proteolysis
Molecular function (GO): serine-type endopeptidase activity
Source: RefSeq, a predicted model, not a curated record
CCGCUUCCAACGGUUAAUCUUAUCGGACGUAACUUUUCUUCGCUUAGCAGUCGAAAUGGUGCAUAGGGUAUUGCUUGCAGUGGUUUUGAUUUGCAGCUUGGUGACCCUGAAUUCGUCGGGUGCAUCAGCUGAUAUCGAUUGGUCAUUGGUUCGUCCAAUGAGCGAAUUUCCCCGUAUUGCCAAUAGAAUUCAGCAAUUGGUUCAAAAAACAGGCAAUGGAAAGGUCGAUCAAGUCCGAUUGAAUCCACGAAUCGUUGGAGGACAACCUACUACACCGGAAAACAUCCCGUAUCAGGCCGCAAUUCUGUCAAAUUUCCCCGAUGGCACUGGUCUUUGUGGAGGAAUUCUUGUGUCACUGAACUACGUGCUAACUGCAGCGUCCUGUGUAGAUGGCGCUAGUGGUGGAACAGUUAUUCUGGGAGCUCAGAAUAUUCAAAACGCCAAUGAAGCAGGUCAAGUGCGUAUUUCGUUUACCGCAGCCAACGUUUUUGUCCAUGAAGAUUACGUUGAAUUCAUCUUCCGAAACAAUAUCGCCGUUAUAAGAUUAGGACAAACCGUACAGCAAACGGCACGUAUUCGUCCGGCAUUUCUACCGGCUGCCAAUGAAGCUCGAACCUUCGCCGGUUUCGCUGCUCAAAUCAGUGGAUUUGGCUGGACAUCGGACGCCAGCAGUUCAUUCUCGGAUGUUCUAAGGUAUACAACCAACGUCAUCUGGACCAAUGCGGAUUGUGCCGAUGGAUACUGGGGAGGUUUGGUAGACAGUCAAAAAAUGUGCCUAUCUUAUUUGGAGAAUCGGGGACCUUGCGUGGGUGACGAUGGCGGACCUAUGACGGUGCUCGAAGCCGGCCAACGCAUGGUGGUCGGAAUGUUCUCCUUUGGUUCCGUCAUUGGCUGCGAAAGCAACUGGCCCACGGUAUUCGUGAGGAUUUCAUUUUAUCUUGACUGGAUUGCGUCGCACACCGAUGCGCAGAUCCGUUCAAAUUAAAAUGUGAAACCGACCGACGGAAAAGCAAUUAGUGGAUUCCGUUGGCUUCCGAUACAGUGCAAUAUAAAUAUAAUCCGUGGAAUUAGACAAAGAUAGCGAGGCAGAUAGCA